Molecule: messenger RNA, 264 nt
Organism: Cetraspora pellucida
Lineage: Eukaryota; Fungi; Glomeromycota; Glomeromycetes; Diversisporales; Gigasporaceae
Source: the annotation of a GenBank genome assembly
UUAAUAAAAAUUCAAAUGCCUGUUGUAUCUGUACAGAUUAAGGUAGAAACUAUAAAGGUAAACUGGAUUGGCAUUUCUGUUUCUAAAGAUAUUACAGUAAGACAAUUUUAUGAAAAUCUUAUUGCAAGAAAAAUUAUUCCUAAAGUGCAGUUAAAUAAUGAAGACCAUUUGCAACUAGUUAAAGUAGAAUUUUUAUUCAACACAGCUGGACCUUUUAAUAUUGUUAGUAUGGAAUGUAAUAUAAUUGAGACAAUUGAAGCUUAG